GAGCUAUUUAACUUUUGCUAACUUGACAGCCACGUCACCUCCUCUCUGAUGAGCCUCCGUUUUUGGACCGCUACACAGGAAUAAGAGGAAUUUACGCGUGAAUAUUUUGCAGAAGUUUCGUUUGUUUGAAGGCGCACUCCUAGCAAACGAGCUGCUUAAUCCGUGUGACGCUCAUUCGUGAUGCCGUUGGGUUUGGGCGCAUUGUAGGAACCUCAGAGCUCCUGCUUGUUGUUUGGCUUUUUGUUUUUUCUUCAAACCCAAUUGAGAAGUCCGUGCAGGCCCGUUGAGAUUUUCUUGUUUUAAUUUCAUUUGGAAGCUAAGUACAUUAACAGCAGCAUGAAUAUCUUUCGUCUCGCGGGUGACGUGUGCCAUUUGGUGGCUAUUAUCAUCCUGUUAUUGAAGAUAUGGAGGUCCAGGUCCUGCGCUGGAAUCUCUGGGAAGUCACAGGUGCUGUUUGCAAUAGUAUUUACCACCAGAUAUCUGGAUCUUUUUACAAUCUUCAUCUCACCCUACAACACAAUCAUGAAGGUGGUGUUUCUGGCUCUGUCCUAUGCUACAGUGUACCUGAUCUAUGUGCGCUUCAGGAACACCUUCAACUCUGAGAACGACUCUUUCCGCCUGGAGUUCCUGCUGGUGCCGGUCAUCGGGCUGUCCUUCCUGGAGAACUACGCCUUCACCCCACUGGAGAUCUUGUGGACGUUCUCCAUCUUCCUGGAGUCAGUCGCCAUAAUGCCACAACUCUUUAUGAUCACUAAGACCGGAGAGGCGGAGUCUAUCACCACGCACUACCUGUUCUUCUUGGGCCUCUAUAGAGCGCUCUACAUCGCUAACUGGGUGUGGCGUUACCACACCGAGGGGUUCUUUGACCAGAUCGCUGUGGUGUCCGGCGUGGUGCAGACCAUUUUCUACAUCGACUUUUUCUAUCUUUACGUCACAAAGGUGCUCAGAGGAAGAGGAAAGAUGACCCUACCAAUGCCAGUUUAAGCCACACGUCUGCAUCAUAGCCCCACCUGUGCCUGCCUCCGUUCAGUAUUCACUCAGACGGACUAAAGAUCGCUCUUUUGGAUCGGUACUGAAAGCGAGGCGUUAACGGCGUUUCCUCCAAGUUCCGUGUGUGUUUUUAUUUGUUCAUCAUACGUGAUUCCGAACAUGUCACACAUGCACAAAAAGCAACUGCAUGGAAAAUGUCUUUCCAUGACUCCAUGGGAGAUCUUCAAAUUAGUUUUAUUGACAGCUUUGAAUUGUACAAAAGUCAACAUCUGUGUUUGGCACUCAUGUUCAUUACACAAAUCCACUGUUUUUACUGUCAAACAGCUGAGGGUGCACCUGCAGGUUCCUGCCUCACAAUCCAAACUUAUUACACAUUCUUCAUUUUCAAUCACCCCACACUCCCAAAAAUCUAUUGGAUGCAAUAAUUUGUGUGGUUUUUGCCAACUUUUUGUAUUUUUUCAUCUUCUUCUGUGUCUGUUUGUGGGAUAAAAAAGGGCUAAAUGUAUUUUCUAUUUCUAUAGAGCCAAAGUUUGUGUGUUUUAGUUUAUUUUAUUGGUCACAGUAUCUUUACUAAACUGUUUUUUGGGGUCAAAGGGGAAGAGAAAAUACCAUUAGAGGAAGCUCUUUAAGACACAAAUGUGUUAAUCGCAGUAACUCAAAUUGCACUCCUUUAUUAUAACAUAAAAUGCCUCUAAUUAAACUUCUUUUUUCCUGGGAUCUGAAGCAGAUUCUAUGUGCAAAUCUUGCACACAAGUCUGUUGUAUUGUCACGGCAUGCUCUUUAAAGUGCUGAUGUACAGAUUUGUAGACGUGUUGAAACCGAAUAAACACUGUCGAGUGAGUUUUUCCUCCA
Molecule: messenger RNA, 1842 nt
Organism: Oryzias melastigma (Indian medaka)
Lineage: Eukaryota; Metazoa; Chordata; Actinopteri; Beloniformes; Adrianichthyidae
Gene: kdelr3
Product: KDEL endoplasmic reticulum protein retention receptor 3
Exons: 5
Coding region: 337-984 (215 amino acids)
Biological process (GO): protein retention in ER lumen; endoplasmic reticulum to Golgi vesicle-mediated transport
Cellular component (GO): membrane; endoplasmic reticulum; cis-Golgi network
Molecular function (GO): ER lumen protein retrieval receptor activity
Source: RefSeq, a predicted model, not a curated record